AUGGCGUCCUCGUUCCAGGAUGCGUGGCAGAUUGCGCUUGAUGCUGAAAGGGAGCUCUUGCGAUGCCUCGCUGAGAAGGAACCAACCUACGUGGAGUUUACGCACUAUCUAGCCGAGCUCCGCUCCGCAUCCCAGAAUGCUAUCCUCCUCGAUUUCGAUGCCGCUCGAGAAUACGACAUUGAAGGUCGCCUAUGGGAAGCACACUUGAAAGUCAAUACCCGCUUUCGCAAGAAGCUCUCUCGCCACAAAGAGGAGAACGUUAAAAAGAAGCCCGUCGAGAAACGGAAGCUCGAAAAGCAUUAUCUGGACUUCAUCAAAUCAAGUCAGCGUUUCUACCGCGGAUACAUCCAGCAUCUUUCUUCGCACUUCGGCGGCAUUCUGGAAUUGGAGAAAGUUGCGCGCAAGUUCAAUUUUGAAAACCUCGCCGCGCAGCCCCCAAUCAAAGUUACGCCGGACUUACGGAAGCGCAUUCUUCAAUCUUGCCACGCAACGCUUAUUCGACUCGGUGACCUCUCUCGGUAUCGGGAAACGGAAUUAGUGAACAAGGAUCGUAACUGGGGCCCGGCCAUCGGCUAUUAUGAUUUGGCUUCGGUCAUCUACCCUACCUCGGGCGCGUCACACAAUCAAUUGGCGGUUAUUGCGCUCGCUGAUGGCAAUCACUUCCGUGCUACCUAUCACCUCUACAGGGCAUUGUCAGCUCGGGAUCCCCAUCCAUCGGCUAAGGGAAACCUGGAGAUUGAAUUUAGAAAGGUUAUGAAUGCGUGGGCCAAGCGAGAGUUGAUUCGUCCAGAAGAUGCCGGUAUCCCAGGCCGAGCUUUGGCUCCUUGGUUUGUCUAUCUUCAUGCGCAGUGCUAUAAGGGCAAUGAUUUCUCAGAGCACGAUGAAUUAGAGAGUGAGGUUAUGAGCCAGCUGGCUGUGGAUGUCAGAGAACAGAGAUCCCUGGAGGGUACGCUCCAAAAAUUCUGCCUUGUCAAUAUUGCCGCCGAGGAUUUUGCUCGAGCACGAGCUACCGAAGAGUCGGCGAAUGCGCGCAUCUUCUUCGAGCGUAUCAACGUGAAGACAUUUUUCACAUUGCUACAAAUCUUGCUGGUUGAGCUGGAACGGUUCGCAGUGGAAGAAUCCAAUAGCAAGCCUGCUGAUAAUGGACCAGACAAGAUGACUGUGGUUGCGCGUCGAAUCCUACCUGCUCUGCGCCAUUACAGUUCCUGGCUUCUCGCUACUAGCGACUUCCUUAUCGCGCAGAAGGAAGAAAAGGACUCGGCUCUCUCGAUCCAGAUCAAGGAAUUCUGGAAGAUUUAUGCUGGAACCCUGACUCUUCUUGCGUCUACCUUUGAUGUUGUGCAUCUCCCAGAGAUUGACUACCUUCUAGAGGAAGACGAAGAAAGUCUCGGAUUUGCACCUCUAGAUCAGAAAGCCAAUACUCGCCGAUACUAUGCUACGGAGGACCAGCUUAAACCUCGUGUGACCGAUCCCGGUGUUGAAAGAAGUCAUCCGAAUAUGGAAAUGCUUUAUCGGGUUCGCGAAUUUGUUAUCGAUGGUCUUGACCUGGUCGUUGGAAACAGAAUUCCUAUUGCUCUGGUGGACGAUGAAGAUAAGAAGACCUUCAUCUAUCAAGAGGAUGGUCUGUCUUCUCAAAUCUUCUCCAGCCCGAUGGGUCGUCCGGAUACUCUUCCAAAUGCCAACAUUGAGCGCGAGGAUAUUCCACCGCCAACUCAAGACUCAAAUUCGGUCGCCGAGGCUCGCAGCAUGUUUGGAGGCUCUCAGUCAGCCACUGCAUCGAUGUCUGCCAAUAUGCAUCGCAUUGUGGAAGGCGUUGAACGUCUGGUCGAGUCGGACACUUAUGAGAAUGCACCUGGCAUUCCCGAUCAGUUUGCAUCAUUUCUAAAUGACAAUGAGGAUAUGAUCACGCCGCCCGGUCAUAUCAGGCCCAGUUCACAUGGCUUUCCUUUCACUGAACCAGGCGUGCAGCCGCUUGGGACCCCUAGGGCUCCUCCGGGCCUGGGCCCGCCGGCUGUCAAUGCUGCUGCAGCUCUUCAUACGUCCUUGUCUCAGUCAUACACGCCGCUGCCCGCUCUGCCCAGUAUUCCAAGUAUCUGGAACACUUCAUCUUCGGGCCCGCUAAGAGACGGCACAUCUCCACGUACUCCACCAGGUCUUGGCCCGCAGGCCCCAAUGCAGCAAAUGUCUCCGGUCAAUCCCAUGUCCGAGCGGUCCCCCUCUCAAGGCCAGAUCGCCAACGAACUACUCCGCCACGGCAUGAUGGGUCAAACUCAGUUUUCGAAUUCAAUGGAUGCAUCGCCGUCUGUUCCUUCAUGGAUGGCAGCCUCCAACAUGUCUGCAGCCCAGGCUCAGCCUCAGGUCCCAACUCGGCCCUAUCCAGCAAAUACUUGGGAACGAGAAUCACUCGGUCGAAUGACCUUUGGCUCUUACGAGUUGCCCAGCCAAGCUAUGUCGAGUAUGCCUGCACCAUCAUGGGCGAAUGAUGCAUUCAUCGCCAGUAGCCUUGCAUCUAGCACGAGUCAAUUCCCCCCUGGCUUGGGCGGCCACCGAAAAUCGGCUUCUCAACUUGGUGCUAUUGGACAGACACCACGAUGCGGUCAAGGAGGCUGA
Messenger RNA from Penicillium malachiteum, 2610 nucleotides. RefSeq lists its product as uncharacterized. Bases 1 to 2610 code for a protein of 869 amino acids. Lineage: Eukaryota; Fungi; Ascomycota; Eurotiomycetes; Eurotiales; Aspergillaceae. The record is from RefSeq and is a predicted model, not a curated record. The transcript has 5 exons. Gene Ontology annotation, biological process: nuclear-transcribed mRNA catabolic process, nonsense-mediated decay. Gene Ontology annotation, molecular function: telomeric repeat DNA binding; telomerase RNA binding; protein binding. Gene Ontology annotation, cellular component: telomerase holoenzyme complex.